ACAGAGAUAUGACUGAUCCAAGGUCACCAAGGUGAGCUUAACAGCUGAAUGCAGCUUUUAGCCUGUGUCUCCGUAGCCUAACGGAAUUUGCAUGAGAUAUUACAUAGAGGUUCAGAGGUAUUUCAAAUUUCAAGGAAAUCAAAUGGAAAAAAUCCCCACUGCUGUGACAGCAACAUUAAAGGCAGAAUUCCUUGUUCCGUCCUUAGUUACAGCUCCAAUUUCUAGCUUCCACUUGAAGACCACCAUAGGCAAAACCCCCAACAUUCAAUUGAAUAAUGUACCAGAAAUCAUUGAUGUAACUCUUUCCCUCGCUCCCUAUAUAGUAUAAGGGAGGGGAGAGAAAUACCUUUUUUUUAAAAAUGCUGCAAUUGAGGCAUUCUUUAUCAGAUUUCUCCAAAAUGCAGACAGCUUGUAUGUUUCCCCAAGGAGAUUCUGCAUGCUAAAUUUCAUAGGACAAAUUACAUCCAUUUUAUAAGGAAUAGAAUUAUCAUAUUUUAUAAACGUAAAGUGUUCAAAUCUGGUCACAUCUCAACUGUGGUUACUUACUACACAGCCCCUCCCAUAUUCCACAAAGACUGCAAAUCUAUGGUCGCCCUAGUUGAGCGAUAGGGACCUUGUGCUAUUGGACUCCAACUCCCAUCAGCCCUAGCCAGCAAGUCCAACGGCCAAGGAUGAUGGGAGUUUGAGUCUAGCAACGGAAGCUACCCUUUGACUCCCCGGAGAAGUCCUGAAGAAAUGUUACUAGCAUUCAAGGGCAGCACGCAUUGCAGAAAGAUCUACUCUAGGCAGUUGUUAUCAUGUCUUUCUUUCUUUCUGGGAGUGGAAAAAACCAUGUUGGAGGGGCAAUGGAGAAGACUGAACUGAAUCGCUCCUACAGUCGGGAAGUUCUUCCUUCGGAUUAUUCAUAACCUCCUUUCUUGUCAUUUGAACCCACCGGUUCAAAGUUUUGCGCUGUGGGGAAACAGGGUGUGCUCCAACACCUGUGGGGCAGCCUUUCAGCAUACCCGAAGAUGGGUAUCAUGCCGUCUCUUAAUGAUCUCUCUUCUCCAAGCUAAAUAUAUACCAGCCUCGUCUGACGUGGUCUCCAAGUCCCUCACCCUCUUCGGAAAACAAAACCCCGCAGCCUCCUUAGAAUGCGGUGCCCAGAAAUUAAGAUAGUCAUCCGGGAUUGUACAAAAAACCCAAAAUGCAACAACCAAAAGUACCACCCCGACAAGUACCUAUAAAGUUGCUUGGGGAGGGGAGCGGGGGUUUCUCUUACGCCCCGCACCACGACACCCAACUGUCCCCUGAGAACAGAGCACGAGAUGCACAGCCCGGUGGCUCUGCGCGUCAUCAGCCCCAACCAUGCCCACGACUGCAAGACGCGUGUCAGAGGGGGAGCCCUUGCACCCGGGGCGGCAGGGAAGCCAGCGCUCUUCCCAGUCCUGGCUCUGGGAGUUCUCUCAAGCCACUACGAAAGAGAGCCGACAGCCGCGCUGUAGCCAAGCGGAGCGCGCUCCCGGCCGCGCCUGCCUUCGCGGGCACCUCGGCGGUGGCCCGGGCGGGCUGCUUGAGCGGCUUGGCGCGCCCCUGCCGCCCCGGUUCCGCCAGCCAGGCGGGCUGGAGGACUCCGUCUCCUCCCCCACAAUGCACCGCGACAGGCAGCCUUUGAAAAAGCGGCGCGGCUCCUUCAAGAUGGCGGAGUUGGAUCAGCUGCCUGACGAGAGUGAGUAGCGACCCGCGGCGCCCCUCGCUCCGUCCCGCCGCUCGGCCCCUUCCAACGCCGCCGCUCCUCAAAGGGCGGUCCCGGGGACAGGACCCUCCGCUUGCUCCCUUUUCCCGGCCCUGAGCCGCCCAGGUUGCUCCGGCUGCCGCCGCCGGCGGCGCUCGCUACUGCUGCUGCUGCUUUUGCUUUUGCUGCUGCUGCUGCUGCUGUUGUUGUGGGAGCUGUGCGGGGCCGGAGCCACAGUCUCCUCCUCCCUCAGUGCCCGGCCUAGUGCAGCUCUCCAGUGGCCUCCCCUCCGCCCGCACCCCGGAGCUGCCCUCUUCGGGAGGCGGUGGCGGGGAGAGGACAGCAGAGCAGGGCCGGAAGCCGCUGUUAUAUAACCUCCACUUCUCCUGUCGGGGGUGAGCCGCACCCUGCACCCCCAGUCUUGGUGCAGGCCGGGGCAGUGCCCGGGGAGGAAAGGGAGGCGUGGAAGCUUCCCUAGGCCGGGCAGCGAGGUGUUGCGUGCAGGGCAGGUGGCUGCCACUGACAUUGCACCUCUCCGGGAGAGGCAGUGGAAAUAAAGGGUACAGCAACCACCACAGCGCAGUUGGGGAGGUCUCUGACCUGCCAUGGGCAUCCUGCCCCGGGGGUUUGACAUGACACUAACCUUCGAUGCUUUGGGGGUGGUUUAGGUGCUCACCCUUUUUCACUACGGAACGUCCUGCUGCUUAGGAAGGUAGUUUCUUAACCAGGAUAAAUAAAGCGUUGUUUUUCACUCUCCUCUUGUUCAUAGCAGCAGGAUAGUGAAAGUGACAAAGGAGAGGUCCAUAUUGUUGUUUCUCUUGUGUAUGUCAACUAGUAAUUUAGCAACCUCUGAAUUUGGAACCAAGGUAGUGGUAGCGCAUUGUUUUGUGCAGUACUUUCUUCUGUGGGGUAUGCAUACCCCUAAACAUUUUGUGAAUCUAAGUUUGGCCACAUUGAGGGGCAGUAUUUCAAUAUGAGUAGGGAAAUGAGAGUACCCCUAAACAUUUUUUUAGGAAAAAAAAGCACUGGUUUUGUGGCCGAUCACUUCGCAGGUUUGAAUAUGCUUCCUAGAGUUGGCUUGCUAUGUAUGUUGCACCAUGGAAAAUUGUGGCAUGGUAUAUUGAGAAGGGGGCAUUCAGGUUGUCCAGGAAAGCAAAAAUAAGUAUAUAUCUUCAUGAGGAAGCAUUUUCGUUGAAUCUGGCAGAUGGAAGGCACAAUGUUUCUCAGCUCAAAAGUGUAAAGCAACUUCACAGGUAAACUGCUCCAAGAGUUCUACUAUAGGGUGGUAUGCCAAUGUAAGCAAAUAAAAAAGAGUGAGUAAGCACUGGAUAUAGAAGACUGGUGGCUCAUAUUAUCAACAUAAAAAUAAUGCAUAUCCUCUGAUGCAUUUAUUAUAUGAAGGAUUGGGAACUGCCACAGAAAUUCACCCUGAGACCGGUCAAGAUUCACUUGACCUUUUAUUGUGUUUAUGUAAAAAAGUAAUCAAAGUAUUAACAGGAGGUGUUACACACUGUGGAUGUCACUGUAAACUUCUUUCUAAGGAAUAGGAACACUUGGGUGACCUCCAUAUAGUAUUCUGUGUUGAAUUGGUGGAAAUUGAUGCAGGUUUGCAUGUAUACAUACACUGAAAAUUUGUAUAUGAAAACAAGAAAAUGAAUACAAAACAUGAAAUCUUAUUGCAUAUGGACUCAUUUAGUAGUUAUGCAGGUGGUGGCCAAAGAUCUGUUCAAAUGUGCGGGAAAUAAUGCAAGGCGAUAUAAUGUACAUACUAUACACUCAAGUUCACAACUGUGUGGUGGUGCAAAAGUUGAAGCUUAAAGAAAAACAGUGAAUUAUAUAAAAUUGCAUUUAUGGACAAACUAUCAAUGACUUUGAAGUUUAUUGUGAAUAUAGGCUAUAAUAGUGAAUUGUAUUUGUCUAAUGUGCUAUACAGUAGAUUAAACAAAGAACUAAAUCAUUAGUAUGUGGGAAAACUGUACAAUAUUAAUAAAAUUAUUUUGAGUUAUAUUUGUACAUUUGAAAGUAAGGAAGUUGGGUUAUUUUGGUUACUGUUUACGAUGAUUGGUAAAACAUACUCAAUGUAUUAGGUGAUAUCAAAUGUUAGUCAUUCUCAGUAGGUCCAUUGGUUCCACAUGACAAGGUGUAAGGGUCAUUUUGAAAGCUUUUUCUAGUCUGAUAUGAUUUGGGGCUAUCAUUUAAGAAGCAACAAGAGGAACAGCCAUUUUAGAUCUGGUCCUAACCAAUGUUGAUGACCUGGUUAGUGGGGUAGACGUGGAAGGAUCAUUAGGCGCGAGUGAUCAUGCUCUUCUGAAGUUUACUAUACAGCGGAAAGGAGCAGCCAAGGAUACUAGGACUCAAUUUCUUGACUUUAAGAAAGCCGACUUCAUAAAACUUACGGAAGUGCUGGGUGAGAUCCCAUGGACAGUAAUACUAAAAGGAAAGGGAGUUCAUGAUGGCUGGGAGUUUGUUAAGAGGGAGAUAAUAAAAGCACAACGUCAGGCAAUACCAAUGAGACGGAAACAUGGAAGGUGCCUAAAGAAGCCAGGGUGGCUAUCUAAAGAACUUUUAACUGAGUUAAGAUUCAAAAAGGAUGUGUACAAAAAUGGAAAAGGGGGAAACCACCAAAGAGGAAUUCAAACAAAUAGCCAGCACGUGUAGACACAAAGUCAGAAAAGCUAAAGCACAGAAUGAACUCAGGCUUGCUAGAGAGGUUAGAAGCAACAAAAAGGCUUUUAUGGGUAUGUUCGUAGCAAAAGGAAGAACAAAGAAACAGUGGGGUCACUCAGAGGAGAAGAUGGUGAAAUGCAAACAGGGGACACAGAAAGGGCUGAACUCCUCAAUGCCUUCUUUGCCUCAGUCUUCUCUGAUAAAGAAAACAAUGCCCGACCUGAAGAAUUUGGAGCAAAUGAUUCAGCAAAGGAAACACAGCCCAGAAUAACUAAGGAGAUAGUACAAGAAUACUUGGCUAGUUUAGAUGUAUUCAAGUCUCCAGGGCCAGAUGAACUGCAUCCAAGAGUAUUAAAAGAACUGGCAGAUGUGAUCUCAGAACCACUGGCAGUCAUCUUUGAGAAUUCCUGGAGAACAGGCGAAGUCCCGGCAGACUGGAGGAGGGCAAAUGUUGUCCCUAUUUUCAAAAAGGGGAAAAGAGAGGACCCAAAUAAUUAUCGCCCAGUCAGUCUGACAUCAAUACCAGGGAAGAUUCUGGAGCAGAUCAUUAAGCAAACAGUCUGUGAGCACCUAGAAAGGAAUGCUGUGAUCACCAAUAGUCAGCAUGGAUUUCUGAAAAAUAAGUCAUGUCAGACUAACCUGAUCUCGUUUUUGACAGAAUUACAAGCCUGGUAGAUGAAGGGAACGCAGUGGAUGUAGCCUACCUUGAUUUCAGCAAGGCAUUUGACAAGGUGCCCCAUGAUAUUCUUGUAAAGAAGCUGGUAAAAUGCGGUCUUGACUAUGCUACCACUCAGUGGAUUUGUAACUGGCUGACUGACCAAACCCAAAGGGUGCUCAUCAAUGGUUCCUCUUCAUCCUGGAGAAGAGUGACUAGUGGGGUGCCACAGGGUUCUGUCUUGGGCCCGGUCUUAUUCAACAUCUUUAUCAACGACUUGGAUGAUGGACUCAAGGGCAUCCUGAUCAAAUUUGCAGAUGACACCAAACUGGGAGGGGUGGCUAACACCCCAGAGGACAGGAUCACACUUCAAAACGACCUUGACAGAUUAGAGAACUGGGCAAAAACAAACAAGAUGAAUUUUAACAGGGAGAAAUGUAAAGUAUUGCACUUGGGCAAAAAAAUGAGAGGCACAAAUACAAGAUGGGUGACACCUGGCUUGAGAGCAGUACAUGUGAAAAGGAUCUAGGAGUCUUGGUUGACCACAAACUUGACAUGAGCCAACAGUGUGACGCGGCAGCUAAAAAGCCAAUGCAAUUCUGGGCUGCAUCAAUAGGAGUAUAGCAUCUAGAUCAAGGGAAGUAAUAGUGCCGCUGUAUUCUGCUCUGGUCAGACCUCACCUGGAGUACUGUGUCCAGUUCUGGGCACCACAGUUCAAGAAGGACACUGACAAACUGGAACGUGUCCAGAGGAGGGCAACCAAAAUGGUCAAAGGCCUGGAAACGAUGCCUUAUGAGGAAAGGCUAAGGGAGCUGGGCAUGUUUAGCCUGGAGAAGAGGAGGUUAAGGGGUGAUAUGAUAGCCAUGUUCAAAUAUAUAAAAGGAUGUCACAUAGAGGAGGGAGAAAGGUUGUUUUCUGCUGCUCCAGAGAAGCGGACACGGAGCAAUGGAUCCAAACUACAAGAGAAGAUUCCACCUAAACAUUAGGAAGAACUUCCUGACAGUAAGAGCUGUUCGACAGUGGAAUUUGCUGCCAAGGAGUAUGGUGGAGUCUCCUUCUUUGGAGGUCUUUAAGCAGAGGCUUGACAACCAUAUGUCAGGAGUGCUCUGAUGGUGUUUCCUGCUUGGCAGGGGGUUGGACUCGAUGGCCCUUGUGGUCUCUUCCAACUCUAUGAUUCUAUGAUUCUAUGAUUUAAACUUACUCCUUUUCAUAGGGUGAGACUAAUGAGUGGGAAUGCACAAUGUUUAUAUACAAGCUUUUCGUACUGGGAGAUGCAUAUAUGAAAAUGACCUAUAUGAGAAUUCUUUAAUGAGAACAUGCAAGGCAUUUGUUUGUAUGUUUAAUAUUGAAUCAGGUGCCUAUCAUUUGAACUAACACUAAUCUAUCUACAUAUUAACUUGCAUGAUCCAAAGUAUAAACAUGUGCAUCAAGCAGAAGGCAUCAACAUCAUGUCAGAGAUGACCACUCGCUAAGGAAUUGCACAGUGCAUCUAUAUACCAAAUAUCUUGAAAAAUUCACUCAAGCCAGAUGUUAGAGGAAGGCAAUUGCAGCUUGUUGUCUACUCUGACAUAGAAGAAUUUUCCUCCCCACUCCAAGCAUGAUAAUCAGAAAACUCAAGAUACAUCUUCAUUAGCACAUGCAACCACCUUCCGAACAUCAUGUCACUAACAAGGUAUGAACAUGUAUUUAGAUCAUUGGCCUUCAGCUGGCAGGCCAGGACCCACUACCAGGUUGCAGCUUGAUUUAAGUUAGGUCACAACAGCAGCACUACCACCAUUCAAAUAUAGGGGGGAAAUUAAGAACUGGGUUUCCAAAUGCAUGUUUGGGUUAACGUUGGUCCUUGGUCUGAAAAAGUAGAAGACUACUGAUUUAGAUAACACAGUUAUCUAAAUAACUGUUGCUUGUCAACCUAUUGCACAAAUCUUUUGGCAGUAUGGAAUUGAACAACAUAAAGCUUUAUCUUUUGUUUUUUUAAAAAUGCAGGUUUCUGCUCAGUAAACUGAAUUUUUUUUUAUAAGGACACAUGGGUCCAGUCUAGAUAUCCCCCAAAGAGCAUUCUGAAGGACACAGCCGCCUGGAGGAAGUAGUGUUGGUGCAGCCAUGCUGAUAAGUAGUUUGCGUGAUGACUGCAUUCACAUGAAUAAUAACUGCUAAGUGCUACUAAUAAUCAUUCAAGUCAGAAGUUCCUUCCUCUACAAAAGGUGCAUCUGUUCGGAUGUUCUGCAUCAACAUCUGAACAAAGCUGUCAAUUCCCAUUAGCCCAAGCCAAAAAAAUGAAGCAAAAUAGGUAAAUUAAGCUACAUAAACUAAACUUAAUUGGCUCACUUGGGAGGAGUAGGGUGCUGAGAUCGUCUUCUUAUUCAAUCAUUUGUGGUGUAACAGCUUUCUAUUAAAUUUCCGCAUCCCACUCUCCACCAGCUUCACAAAGUGAUAGGUAGGUAGGCUUUUUAGUUAGAUAAACGUUUCUCAACCACUUUCAUACCUUGACUCUAAAAACAUUUAUUUGCAGAUAAGUCCCGUUCAAGUGUAAUGGAACUUAACUUACCAUCAAGAAAGUAGCCUAAGAUCAUAAUCUGGUAGUGUGAUUCAGUAGUGCUGGCAAAUAAUGACUGCUGUUCUAGUACAGUUCUUGCAGUAUUGCAUACUAAUUGUUACUGCCUUCCUAACUGGUUUCAUCUGGGUCUGUGCUAGACUGGUGUGUGGGCUAUCUAAUCAGCAUGCUUCUAGCUUGCGCGCUCUCUCUCUCUCUCUCUCUCUUUCUUUCUCUCUCUUUCUCUUCUGCUUGUGGUCUUUGAAAAUACAGGUGUGUGUGAUGUUGUAUUGCAUUAUAACAUCUGAGUCUUGGGACCUGUGGCUAAUCUGUGAGAGUAAAACCAAUCUUUUAUCGUUACUGUACAACAUUGCACAGGGACAGAGGGAAAAUCAAUGUUGUCAGUAAGAUUUUGCUUUGUGUCAUCAUCGCUUGCAUCCACAGGGAUCUUGACUCGGCUGUUAUAGUAAUGACUCUCAAGGGGUGUCCAAAGCACUAUCUAGUCCUGUUGUGUUGGAUGAUUUUCAGUUGGUAAGGCUUGAGGAUGUGGACAAGAUAUAUGGAUCGGUCAAGCAAGCCGCUUGAGCUCUUGCCUCUCUUGACUAAUGUUAGCAGAGAGGGUACUGUGAUGGGGGUGGUUCCUGCCUGCUUGAAAGAAGCCAUUGGUAAGACUACUCCUUAAGAAGUCCUCCCUGGAUUCAGAAAAAUCUAAGUAAUUACUGGCCAGUUGCCAAUCUCCCCUUCUUGGGCAAGGUUCUUUAGGAGGUAGUCACAGACCAGAUCCAGAUGCUCUUGGAGGAAACUGAUUUUCUUGAUCCGUUUCAAUAGGGGUUUAGGCCUGGUUUUGGCACAGAAACUUCUUUGGUCGCCCUGCAUGGUGACCUUUUUUGGGAGAGAAACAGGGGAAAUAUGUCCCUGUUAAUUCUCCUCGACCUCUCAAUGGCUUUUGAUACCAUAAACAAUAAUAUCCAUCUGGAGCAACUGUCAGAGUUGGGGGUGCAUAGCACUGCUUUGCAUUGGUUCUGGUCAUACUUGGAUGGCCAUUUCCAGAGGGUGAUGCUUGGGGAGUGUUAUUCUGCCCUGUGGAACCUUCAAUGUGGGGUUCCUCAGGAUUCAAUUUUAUCCCCUAUGCUGUUUAACAUCUACUUGAAGCUGAUGAGUGGGAGCAUCUGGAGUUUUGGAGUGCAUUGUCAGCACUAAGCGGAUUGCACAUAGCUCUACUCCUUUACAUCUGCAGAUAUGGCAGUAGAUGCGAUGGACUAUUGUAUUGCCUCAGUAAUGGACUGGAUGAGAGCCAACAAACUGAAACUCAAUCCAGAUAAGACUGAAGCUCUGUUAGUGGGUAGUUCCCUAGACUGGAUGGAUAGGAGAUCGCCUGCUCCUAAUGGGGUUACACCCCCUCUGAAAGAGUAGGAACGUAGCUUGGGGGUAAUCCCAGAUCCUUUGUUGUCACUUGAGGCUCAAGUGGCCUUGAUGGCCCAGGGUGCCUUCCAUUAGCUUUGUCCUGUGGCCCAGCUGUGCCCCUAAUCUGGACAAAGAUAGCGUAAUUUCUGUCUUCUAUUCUCUGGUAAUCUGUAAAUUAGAUUACUGCAAUGCAUUCUACAUGGGGCUGCCGCCAAAAAUGGUUUGGAAACUUCAGCUGAUGUAGAAUUUGGUGGCCAAGUUGCUCACCAGAGCAAGACGGUUUGAACAUACUACACCAAUCUUGGCCCAACUGCACUGGCUACCAGUUGGCUUCCGGGGCCAUGUCAAAGGGCUGGUUUUGACUUGUAAAGCCUUAAAUGGCUUAGGACUGCAAUACCUCAAGGAUCGCCUCUCCUCAUUUGAACCAACCCAGACCCUGUGAUCAUCAUCUGAGCUCUUCUCCAUGUGCCCUCUCCAUGAAAGGACCAGAAGAUAGCAGCACAAGAACAAUCCUUUUCUGGUUUCGCAUUUGUGGAAUUCACUCCCCAGAGAGGCUUGCCUGGUGCCUUCAUUACAUAACUUUAGGUGCCAGGUGAAAACAUUUCUCUAUAACCAGGCCAUUGCGUAAUUAAACAUUUAAUGGCCUUUUAAAUGUGUCUAUGGGAAGGGAGGUUAUUGGGAGUCUUUAUAUAUUAUGUGUUCUCAUUUUGCAUUUUUGUGUUGUGAACUGUUCUGUGAUCCUUGGAUGAAGGGCAGUAUAUAAAUGUAAUAACUACUGCUAAUAAUAUUUGCCAUUUUUUGCUUCUGGUGCCUAUCUUCUCUACUCAGAUUUGACUCAUGGGACACCUAAGACUGUAUUUCUGUCCCACUGGAGCACACUGUCUUGAACUGCUACAUUAUAGUAGAGUCUGAUAGGUUUGGGGUUUACUAAUUUAUCACAACUGUUUGCAAAUUUUCUGUGGACCAGCAUCCCACACACCUGGUCCUAUUCUUUAGCUUUGCACAGGCAAAUAGCUUUGCACAUAGCACUGGACUGUUGGAGAGUUUGUAUGAACGCUUUUAUUUUGUAAAUUACAGCAGCUUUGGCAACAUAGCAUUUCCCCCCUAAAAGCUGAUGUGCAUCUAGAAAAGUAGCAGUUUCUUUUACUAUCCUGUAAAUGUAUCGCUCGCUUCUUGUCCAUGAAGGCAAGCAAAUCAAUGAUGUUAUCCAUCAAAAUAGGUUCUUACCUGGUAGAAAUAUUGCCAUGUUCUGUUUUUGUGUGUAUUUGGAGAACUGCAGUGGGGAUGUAAAGCUUUUAAAGCAUUUUCUUCUUGCAACUCACAUGUCUACUGUAGUUAAGGAGACAGUGAGGAAUGUCUCCAUUGUUAUCACUGCUUUGCAUGACAUUUUCAUACAUGCGUCUCCUAAUACAGAAUGUUUAUAUACUUCCAAGGCCUUCUGUUAGGAAGGAAUAACCUUGACUGAUUCUGUCAUAACUAUAGUUCAUAACUACAGUUCAGAAUGACUGUAACGCUUCGUGUUUUUGUCUUACAUUUGGUGAUAUCCUCAGGCAUGGCCAAACUUUGCCCUCCAGCUGUUUUGGGACUACAGUUCCCAUCAUCCCUGACCACUUGUCCUGUUAGCUAGGGAUGAUGGGAGUUGUAGUCCCAAAACAGCUGGAGGGCCAAGUUUGGCCAUGCCUGAGCUAAGUCAUACCCAUAGUAGACUUAUCAAAAGCAAUGGACUUAAAUCCAUUCAAUGACCAACUUGUAAGUAAGGCUAACAUUGGUUAUCACCCAGUAAGUUUAGAAUAUGUUUUAUUCACCACAGUAAAUAGGCUUGCCAUAUGUCAGGAAAAUUCCUGACAUGUCUUGGUGUUCAGGUGUAAAAAUGGUGUCGGGGGGAAUUUUGCCGAAUUGGCAAAAUGUCAGAGAAACCUCGAAUGUAUGGCAACGCAAUGGAAAAAGUUUAAAACCACUGGGGGGGGGGAGGUUUCCCCAAAAAAGCUCAACAAUUUUGAUGGUGUUCUAAAAUAGUAGCUGCAAAUCUUGCUUUUCUGUGCGAAACAUCUGAACAGCUAAUGCUCCUUACUUUCAAAUCUGCUACAAAUAUUAUACUUGUAACAAUUUUAUUAAGCUUAUUCCCUGCUGUGUGUUUGUUUUCCUGGCCUACCACCUUGUCACAGAUAUAAUUAAAACACUUUAAAAGAAUGUAUAUUAUUUUACAGUUUUCUUACAUGCUGAAGGUAUAACAGGGAUUGAAGUGAUAAACAAAGAAUGAAUAACAUUGCUUUGCCAGUUCUCAUCUGUUUGUUGUCCUUCCUAUGCUGUACAUAUGAACAUAUGAAUUUUAGGGGAAAUAUUAGUAAAGAUAAGACCUUACAUCUUCACUAAUAUUUCCCCUUACAAAUUAUUCAUCAGCACAAUGUGAAAUUUGUUAUUCAGCUAGAAGUGAGUAUGAAGAUCAUGUCUUAGUUUAUAUCAUAGAAAGCAGGUGAGAGGGAUUAAUGAUGAUAGAAUUGGAAUGUACAUUGGAGGUUAAGGAGAUACUAAAGCACUUUCCUUUAGUAUCCUCUUCUCUACCAUGAAAAAAUGUUCGCACUUCAUAAAUAAACUCAUUAUUUCAAUCUAAAUUAAACAAGGUUUGAACCAUUUCAGGUCCCUAAUGCAAAUUGUUUAUUAGGCCAUUUUUACUGCUGGCAGCUGGUGCUGAUGCUUACAUAUUGAAAUCGUAGUAGUGAAAUAAUGGAACAAAGGGUUACCAGUUUAGCACAUCUACCAACUUAACUGCAUGAACAGUGUAUUACUGCUAUGUUGCAUGUUUUCAUUUUUUGGCUUACUUUGACUUUAUAGUUGAAGAGAUUAUAUUCAUGCUCCUUGGAUGAAACCACAAAAUAUGGUUUGCUGAAUAUCAGGAAGUUAGUAAUUAGGGGAUUAGCAAAGGGACCAGGGCAACGGAGCACAGUCCUUGUUCCUUUACCAUCAUACAAUAAUUUGACAUUAUAUGUGUGAAAUAACCCUAGCGUUAAUAUGCUUCUGGGCUGUAUCUAGUUGGUGUUCCUCCACCAAAAGAAAACUCUUUGAUCCAGUGGGAACUUAAAUUAGUAGACGAGGAAUUGGAGUGAUUUUCAGAGAUUUUCCCUUCAACCUAGGCCCGUUGGCAUUUACAAAGAUGUCUGCAAAUGUGACAUGAAGACUGGCAACAUUAACCCCACCAUGUGGGAAUCCCUUGCAGACAACCACAGUACCUGGAGACAAUCAAUCAGGUUGUGUGUCCACAGCACUGACCAGAGGACGAAUGCCUGCUGCAAGGAGCACAGAAAGAAGAAAUGCCAUGGUGCAUCUGCAGCAGCACAUCCAAUGCCUUCAUCUGCCCCAGCUGCAACAAAACAUGUCUAUCCUGCAUCAGUCUCUACAGCCACAGCAGGCACUGCAACCUUCCAACAGUUUGGCUUCACCCCCAAAGGCACACACUCUCCAUUGUCUCCCAAGACAGACAAAUGCCAACCCCCUUCAACUCCAUACCUGCUCAAAUCUGCUAUGGAACCUUCAGUACAGCAUGGGAAAUGGUGUGGAAUCUGCAGGGGGAAUUACCAAAGAUCACCUCAGUUCUUAUUCUGUGGAUGGUAGGUUCUGCUGGAUCAAAGAGCCUUCCUCAGUGGAGGGAUACUAGUUGGACACAACUAGUAUUUAUACUUUAUACUUUGAAUUUGACUUAGCUGUCAUAGCUGCACUUCUCUGAUGAAUACUUUGUGUGCUUGCUGAGGAUGUUUUCACAGAGAAUCCUGAUCUUCCCAGAAGUACAUAUUCCCUGAAUUAAUACUUCCUUGGUUGGAAGCCAUAAUAGCUGAUCAGGCUGAAGCUUGUUUACAUUUGUAAGGCAUUUCCCUAUUAAGAAAGAAAAAUAAAUUAGCUAUAAAUGCUGAAAGAACUGUGAAUCCACUGUCAGGAAAUAUUGUUCCCUUACUGGAUUUUUUUACUUAUUUCAGGUUCAUCAGCAAAAGCUCUGGUUAGUUUGAAAGGUAGGACAUACCAUUUAUUUUUAAUUUGUUGUACUUGUGGAAAGUAAAAGUUCAGUCAUGGUGUGAAUGAAUAUCUAAAGAGCACUUCAUUCUUAAGUGGGAAGUCGGCUGCAUUUUCAAAAUAGAAAGAUAACAUAAUUUAAAAAAAUUAAACAGAAGUUUUUUACAAUGUGGUUAUAUCUUUAAUGUUAAGAAUGGUAAACUUUUAAGUUUUCAUUUGUAGAGUAAAGGAUUUUUACAGAACAUUAUAUUAAUUUUACAUAGGAAUAAUAAUAUUUAUUAUUUAUAACUUAAUACAGAGGGAAGUUUAUCAAAUACAUGGAAUGAAAAAUUCAGUGCCUUGCAGAAAACACCCAUUUGGAAAGGCAAGAAUGCAGGAGCUGCUGUAGAAAUGGUAAGGAGCAACACUGACCUAUAUUAGUAGUCUUCUAGUUUUCUUUCCUUUGGCCGUUAAAUUUUUUAAGAAUAAACAUUUUUCCUGGUUUCGUAAGCGCAGAGUAGCAGUAUAAAAUAUGACAUUACGUUGAGUACUGUAACAGUUGUACAAAAGGAAGCCAGCUGUUUAGGUAAAUUUGCUUUCAGCUAAGUAAAAUAAGCAAGGUGAGGGAAACUAGAGGCCACAAAAGUCUGUAACUGUGCUACAUAGAUCAAGAUUAUGUUAUUAUAUUAAAGGAAGCAUCUUCUGCGUGUUUAUCAUGGGUUUGCUGUAUUGCAGGAAAGCGCGUUGUGAAACUUUUCAGUUGAUUGAGUCAGAUUUUUCUUUUUGCUCCAGCCCUUCAGAAGUUCAAAACGAAGUCGGUCCUUUUGUGAGGAAGAGGAAAGGCAAAUGAAUACACGAUCACCCAAAAGAAACCAGAGAGUUGCAAUGGUUCCCCAGGUAUGUUAAUCUGUAAAGUUUGUUGCAUUCAUUGAUAGGUAAACUAAACCUUCUCAGUUUCCAGUUUAUUGCAAAAAUCCAAACACAUUCAAAAAAGGAGAAAUAUAGUAGUCAUGGGAUACUUCAAUUACCGCAAUAUCUGUUAGAACUCAAACUCUGCUAAGAAUGUAAGGUCCAACAAAUUCCUCCAUUGCCUCACUGACAAAUGGAAGAAGCAUCAAAGGGAUCAUCUCUCUUGGACUUGGUCCUCACCAACAGGGAGGAACUGAUCGAAAAAGUGAAAGUACCCAGAAGCUUGGGAGGAACUGAUUAUUGUCCUCUUGGGUUUCAUUAUACACAGGCAAUGAAAACAGAGUGUAGUUGAACAUCCAUUCUGAACUUUAAGAAGCCUGAUUUCAAAAAACUUAAGGAACUACUGGGUGAGAUUCCGUGGUCAGAAAUACUCAAAGAGAAGGGAGUCCAGGGUGGAUGGGAGUCUCUUAAAGGUGAAAGAUUGAAGGGACAAAGGCAGAUAAUUCCAACAAGAAAGAUAAGUGGGCUGCACUUAAAGAAACCAGAGUGGCUGCAUAAGGAGCUUGCAGAUGAACUGAGAUUUAUGAAGGACAUGUAAAAAAUGAGAAAUCACGAAGAAAAGAGUAUUCACGAGUAGCCAACAGUUGCAAGGAGAAGGUCAGGUGGGCCAAAGCUCAGAAUGAACUCAAGUUUGCAACGUGGAUUGGUUGCAUUUCUAUGCUGCUUUUCAUUCAGAUGAAUCCCAAAGUGGCUUACAAACAAUAAAUAACAAUAACAUAGUAGAGCUUAACAGAACAUCACAAGUACGGCAUAAAGCAUAUGAAAUAAUUAACAAAUAAUCAGUAAAACAGUUACAAUCUAUAAAUCACUAUUAACAAAACAGCAACUAAAAACUAAGACAAACGGUUCAGCUAGGACUUGAACCAAUAGAUUCAAGUUACAAGAAAGGUGAUCCCAACUAAACAUCAGGCAGAACUUUCUGACAGUUAAGAGCGGUUUUAGAGUGGACUUUCCUUCCUUGGAGGCUUUUAAGCAGAGGUUGGGUGGCCAUCUGUCAUGUAUGAUCUACUUGAGAUUCCUGCAUUACAAGGGGCUGGACUAGAUGACCCUCAGGGUCACUUCCCACUCUAUAAUUCUGUGGUUCUGUUCUUUUAGUAUUUCUAUUAAUCUCUGGUUGUUUUUGUUUUUAUUAUUAUCUAGAAGUUUACUGCAACAAUGCCAACACCAGACAAAAAGGCAUCACAGAAGAUCGGUUUGCGGCUACGUAACUUACUCAAACUUCCUAAAGCACACAAAUGGUGUAUUUACGAGUGGUUCUACUCAAAUAUAGAUAAGUAUGUAUGACUUUUCAUUUGUUAGUUUUAGAUUACAAUCCUAUGCAGACAUGGAAGCAAGUACCAUUUACCUCAAAGGUGCUUUCUUCUGUGUAGGCAUGUAUGAGAUAGCAUUGUAAAGCAAUAUACUGGAAUUAAGCUAUUUGUAUUUUCAUAUGGCUGCUUCAUAGCUGUGCAGUGAAACUUGCGGUUGUUUUUUUAAAGCAAAAUGGGGCAAAAAUGGUUUUGUCAGAUUUUAAUACAGUUACAAGAAUUAAAUAUUGCUCAUCAGUUUCCCUGCAAAAUGUUUUGCAAUAGCAAGUUUUUUAAAGAGAUAAGAAAAUAAUUGCUAUAUUCUUGCUAAGAUAUACCUUGGCCUGGUUCUUAUCAUCAUUUUUGCCUACCUUAUAUUGGUGACAACUUAAAGCAAUAUUUCUAAUGUUACAAAGCUUAUUACUUUAAUUUCUGAAUAGUACAGUUGCUGGAGUCAUAAGAGUAAUAAUGACUUUCAUGGUUCUGUAAACUAUAUUAUGCAAGGCAGAGUUUUAAUAAAUAGGAAAGUGUAUUUUUUUGUAAAGAUGCCUUGUUCAUUUCUAAAUUGACUGCAUUAGCUUCAAAAUAUUUUUCAGUUAUAACAUUUUAAUUUUCAGUUAUAACAUGUUAUAACAUUUCAGUUAUAACAUUUUCCCUGUAAAAUGAAUAAAUUAAUAUUAAGCCCAAGUUGACAAAUGACUAUAAUUUAAGCAUUUAGGAAGCAAAAUUCUCUAGUCUUAGGUAUAUGGAGGUAAAAUUGUGUUGGCAUGUCAUAAUACAUUUUCUGAAUGUACUUGAAAAUAUAAUGACAGAAUACCAAUUGUUUUUAAUAGGCCACUCUUUGAAGGUGAUAAUGAUUUCUGCGUUUGCCUGAAAGAAUCUUUUCCCAAUCUGAAAACCAGAAAAUUAACAAGAGUUGAAUGGGGAAAGAUCAGACGGUUAAUGGGGAAGCCACGAAGGUAAAACAUUAGCUUGAAAGACUGAAGGCUCUUUAGCUGUAGAGUUUUUGUGGGGAGUUGGUGGUGGUGGUUUUUGUUGAAGGGUUUCCUGGAUGAUUCAUUUUAAAAAGUUGGUGCUUAAUGGGUAAUUUUAAGAAUGUAGGAUAUGUUGCAUAAUCAUAAUUGAGUAUGUAGCCAAGUUUCAGCCUGAUGAUGAAUUCAAAGCAUUUGAGGAGUACAACUUAGCAUAUAUAAGGACAUAAGAAGAAGCCUACUGGACCAGGCCGCUGGCCCCUCUAGUCCAGCAUCCUAUUCUCAAAGUGCCCCGACCCCUCCCCAUACUGGACUGGGAGAGCAUAACCCUGUUAAGUAUCUUGGCAGCUUUCAGUGCCAUGGACCAUGACAUCCUUAUGCAUAGGGCUGAGAAAUGGGAACACAGUGUCUCCAUUCAUACCUAGAAGCCUGAUUCCAGAAGAUACCACUGGAAAACUACUUAUUGGUUUCUUGACAUUUAUGUUAUGGGGUUGUGUAGGGUUCUGUAUUGCUCUCCAUUUUUAAACAUCUACCUGAAACCACUGCGUAAGGUAAUUCUGAUUUUCGGAAUAGGUUCUGUCUCUUAUGUUCAUCUGAUUCUGGUAUCAGGAUGAGUAAUGGACUGAAUGAAGACCAGUAAAGCUUUAUAAGAAAGCAUAAAUAACAGACAACCAGUACAGAUGCUAAAGGAUUAGACCAUUUUCCCUAGCUUCUUUAGGAUGUGUUUAUUAUUAUUAUUAUUCUGAGCCUGGGGUUGAUAAACUGUUUAAGGAUAGCCCCACAAAUCAAAUAGCUCCUGCUGACUUGAGGAAGAAAGCCGCAACAAAAGAGUAGGGUCUGUUUAUAUGGCAUUGAGAAAGAAUUUCAGCCAUGGGCAAGGCAAGGCAAGGCAAAAAAACAAAACAAAACACAUCACCCAUGUGAUAACUGUUUCUUAUGACUAUAGCAUGCUUCUUUCUUCUUGCAGUUGUUCUAAGACAACUAUCCUAGUACUUUACAGCUCUAAAGGUUAGAAACCUUUUUAGGAAUUCAAAUCUAGAUACCUUGGGCUGCAGUUUUAUAUACACAUAAUCUGGGAGUAAUCCCCAUUGAAUGCAGUGGACUUACAUAAACAUGCAUAAGAUUGCACUGUUGAUAGCCAAAUUGUAUGCAUUCAACCUCAUAACCACUGUCUUUUGUCUGUACAGAUGUCAGUUAGCUAUUACUGCUUUCUCUUCAGUGCACAGUUGGUUUUGACAGGCUUCAGUUUUGCAAAGAAAGGAUAAACAUAUUGCAUCUAACUGCAUUUAUUACCGACAACCAUCGUUUCUGUGUGUCAGUGUUUAGACAUAGGGAUAAACUAUAUUUUCAGCAUAUACAGAUUCCACUUCUGUCAAAUACUCCUGCAGGGGGACCUUUCCAGUCUGUGUACCACUUGCUUUCUGUUGUACUAAUUUCCCCCCUCAAUGUAAAAAGUGUAUAAAAGCAGUCGGUUUUAUCCAAGAAGUCCUGUUAAGUGUAAGACUUCCACUUGCACAUUGGAACUUACCCACCCCCCAUCAGUGAAAUCUGCACCAGAGGGCUGAGGGAGGAAAUUCCCAUUGCAGAAGCGGAUGACCUUGUGUGAGUUUGGUUGCAACCCAAUCUACCAUACUUUUCAAGGAUAAAGCUAUAAGAUGUUUGAAUAAAUGAACAUAAAGUAAAGAAAUUACAAUUGUUUUGCAGAUGCUCUUCUGCAUUCUUUGAAGAGGAAAGGUCCGCAUUAAAACAGAAACGGCAAAAAAUUAGACUUUUGCAACAGCGGAAGGUGGCAGAUAUAUCCCAGUUUAAAGAUCUUCCAGAAGAAAUUCCGUUGCCACUAGUUAUAGGAACAAAAGUUACAGGUACCUUUUCCCCAUCUCUAAAUUACACAGCUGUUUUAAUUGGUGUUGAAUUCUGAAGAUGUAGUUUAACUUGAAGUUAUUUAAAGGAGUGAAGCUUUUACAUCUCCACUGCUAGUACUGCACCAUCUGUAAACAGGAUUACCUUCCUAGGUUUGGCAUUUCAAAUGACCCAAGUAGUCAUAAGAUACACGGCACACUCUUGCAAAACUUCUCUAGUCUUUGACAGGACCAUGUACUUAAAUCAAGGGCUGGCUUCCAUAAUUCCUUUUAACCCACCCUGUCACUUCCAUGACUGUUGUCUGCUACUAUUUUCUUUAACACAGCGUGAUGAUAUUACAUCAUUGGGAGUUUUCUGCUUACUGAUUCCAUUAGUCUUUCUACCAGCCAUUUAGAAUGGGCUGUCCCAGCCUUGUCCAGAAUUAUAGAACAAUAAGAAUGCAGCUUUGUUUUAAAUGCCCACCAUUUGGGGUUUUAGUUUUGUUUGUUUCCUGCCAUGUUUAUAAUAAGGGCUUUGUAUUCUCUGAUUCCUCACAAGGACAUAAUUCUGCUUCCUCAUAAUCUAAUCUUCCAUUUUGAAAAAUGCAGGCUUCUAGCCUUCAUAGCUAUGUGAAGAUAGGCUUUUACAUUAGGCAAGCAAUGCCUAGUGAAAUCUUAGAAGCCAGAAAGGAUUCUCUGGGAUAGGGACAGGGGUCAUAGUCCUACACCUGCCUUUUCCUCUCCCAUUUAGAAAAUCAGACUAAAUUGUGCAAAAUAAGAAAAUAUAUGAAAUUAAAACUUAAUUUUCAAUACUAUACUAGCUAUAGAAUUCUGCUUUCCUGGUACAGAAUUUGUUGAUGCAGAACUCUGAUUCUGUCAUUAAAUAGUAGAUUCUAUCAUUAAAUGAUUCUAUCAUUAAAUAGUCGCCUUACUGUACCCAUAGCUUGGGCCCGGUCUUAUUCAACAUCUUUAUCAACGACUUGGAUGAUGGACUCAAGGGCAUCCUGAUCAAAUUUGCAGAUGACACCAAAUUGGGAGGGGUGGCUAACACCCCAGAGGACAGGAUCACACUUCAAAACGACCUUGACAGAUUAGAGAACUGGGCCAAAACAAACAAGAUGAAUUUUAACAGGGAGAAAUGUAAAGUAUUGCACUUGGGCAAAAAAAUGAGAGGCACAAAUACAAGAUGGGGGACACCUGGCUUGAGAGCAGUACACAUGAAAAGGAUCUAGGAGUCUUGGUUGACCACAAACUUGACAUGAGCCAACAGUGUGACGCGGCAGCUAAAAAGCCAAUGCAAUUCUGGGCUGCAUCAAUAGGAGUAUAGCAUCUAGAUCAAGGGAAGUAAUAGUGCCACUGUAUUCUGCUCUGGUCAGACCUCACCUGGAGUACUGUGUCCAGUUCUGGGCACCACAGUUCAAGAAGGACAUUGACAAACUGGAACGUGUCCAGAGGAGGGCAACCAAAAUGGUCAGAGGCCUGGAAACGAUGCCUUAUGAGGAACGGCUAAGAGAGCUGGGCAUGUUUAGCCUGGAGAAGAGGAGGUUAAGGGGUGAUAUGAUAGCCAUGUUCAAAUAUAUAAAAGGAUGUCACAUAGAGGAGGGAGAAAGGUUGUUUUCUGCUGCUCCAGAGAAGCGGACACGGAGCAAUGGAUCCAAACUACAAGAAAGAAGAUUCCACCUAAACAUUAGGAAGAACUUCCUGACAGUAAGAGCUGUUCGACAAUGGAAUUUGCUGCCAAGGAGUGUGGUGGAGUCUCCUUCUUUGGAGGUCUUUAAGCAGAGGCUUGACAACCAUAUGUCAGGAGUGCUCUGAUGGUGUUCCUGCUUGGCAGGGGGUUGGACUCGAUGGCCCUUGUGGUCUCUUCCAACUCUAUGAUUCUAUGAUUCUAGCUUUGGGGACAGAUGUCUUGUUCUUGGGAGGAGAUAGUGUUAUGAGAUGCUGCAUGCCUGAGCCACCCUUCUAAUUCCUGGAUCCAGCAUAGAUUCAGUUGUUGGAAUAGUCAGCCUGGUAAUAGCCUGUUAAGUAUGGGUCAUUAAGGAAACAAAGGAAAUGGCUCUGUGCCACGGGGUGGGCCUUUCUCCCUCAACUAUCUGUUAAUUAGAAGGACAAAAGACCAGAGUUGAGAGUUGAGUGAUGUGAGCUAGAAACUGGAUGCAACUGCUUCAGGCUGGAAAGGCAGAGGAAGCCACACCUGAUUUCUGUGGCAUGCAUCAAUAUUUUGCUCUGAUUAAGACUGGAGGAUGUUUUUUAUUUUAGCACGGUUACGUGGUGCUCAUGAUGGACUCUUCACUGGACAGAUAGAUGCUGUUGACACUCUUAAUGCUACUUACAGAGUAACCUUUGAGAGGUCAGGGCUUGGAACACAUACAAUCCCAGAUUAUGAAGUUCUCGUAAGUAAUAUCUACUUUUUUAAAAAAGUCUGCAAGCAUGUGAAUUCUUUUUUCCCAGAUGAAUGUCAUAAUUUUAUUUUACAAGACAAUUCAAGAAUAAAAGGCAUAUAGUAUUUUUGUCAACUUUAUUAAUAUAUCUAAAAUACAUUUUCUUUUUCAAGAUGUUACUCUUAAUCGUAGUGAAUGCUGCUUAACUUUUCUUCCUCUUUCUAACUUAAAGAGUAAUGAACCUCAUGAAACCAUGCCAAUUGCUGCCUUUGGACAAAAACAGCGACCUUCUAGAUUCUUUAUGACUCCUCCUCGGUUACAUUACACGCCUUCCCUCCAGUCACCAAUUACAGUAAGUAUCUUAAAGUGAAUUUUUUUAUUCAUUCAGUAAUUUGCUGCAUUUUAAACCAUCUGAAGCAAAUUAAAGUAUCAUUUCAAUAAAUUCUAUAGUUAACUAAUACAUAAGAAUGAAUGAAAUAAAAUGCUUAAGGCAACUUUCUUUGUUGCAUAGGACAGUGAUCCUUUACUAGGACAGUCUUCUUGGAAGAACAAAUUUUCAGGCUCAGAUAGUGAGACAUUAGGUGGUUUUCCAGUAGAAUUCCUUAUCCAAGUGGUAAGUGUAAAAUCCUUUUCUUUCAGUUUUAUCUGUACUGAUUUUGAGCAUCUCCAAAAGUUAAAUUCGGUUUAAUUACUUUAUACAUGGCUGUCAAACAUCUGCAAUGACGUUCCAUAAAUCUUUGAAAGCCAGAUUAUAUUGUCUGUACAUUUAAUUUGUAUCUUGGUCGUCUGAUUUAUAUCCACAACAAUAGUUUGCUAAGUUUUUACUUUAUAAUGUAUUUUACAAUCCACUGAUCUUAUAUUUAUUCUGAUAUGCUUUCUCUGUUUUCUGCAGACCAGACUAUCAAAGAUUCUUAUGAUCAAGAAGGAACACAUCAAGCAAUUAAGGGAGAUGAACACAGAAGCAGAAAAAUUGGUAAAUAUAUAUAUAUACUUGUUUCAGCUGUUUUGUAAAGGUUACAUAGGGCUUAAGGAGUUUUAAAGGUAUAUGCUUCUUGUUUAAAGAAGUUCAAACAAAGGAAGAUCUGCAACAGAAUUUGGAUUGAAGGCCCCAUGCCCCAUCCUCCUGAGCCUCCAAGCCUCAGUUUGAAGGUUUUACCGUAUUUUGCGCUCUAUAGGACGCACUUUUCCCUCCUAAAAAGCAAGGGAAAAUGUGUGUGCGUCCUAUGGAGCGAACGCAGGGGGGAGGCAGGCGGGAAAAGCCCCCAAGAGCUCCGUGCGGCUCUUGCAGGCUUUUCCCCACGAGGGAGAAGGGACUGACUCGCCACAUCAGUCCCUUCUCCCACCUCAUAGAAAAGCCCACAGGAGCCACACACCCUUUAAAGAGCGCGCAGCUUCUGCAGGCUUUUGCGGGAGGUGGUAUAAUUCCCCCACCUCCUAGAAAAGCCAGUAGAAGCCGCACAGCCCCUUUAAAGAGUGUGCGGCUUCUGUGGGAGGUGGGGGAAUUCCCCCACCUCGUAGAAAAGCCUGCAGGAGCCGCGCACCCUUUAAAGAGCGUGCCACUCUUGGGGUCUUUUCCCCGAGGAGGGACAAGGGACUGACUGGCUGCGUCAGUCCCUUCUCCCUCCUCGUAGAAAAGCCCGCAGGAGCCGUGCGGUCCUUAAAGGGUGUGUGGCUCCUGUGGGCUUUUGCGGGAGAUGGGGGAAUUCCCCCACCUCCCGCAAAAGCAGGGAGAAAGUCUAGGAGAAGCGCACAGGCUGCCUGCAACCUGUCCGCUGCUCUCAGAGCUGGGGGGGGGGUCAUAUUUUUUCCCUUGAUUUCCCCCUCUGAAAACUAGGUGCACCCUAUGGUCACGUGCGCCGUAUGGAGCGAAAAAUACGGUAACUCUCAGAUCUAGUUAAGAGUGGGAGAGUACUUGAAAAUAAUUCCUACUUAGUAGUAGCUUUUCUAAGUAUUGACCUAAAGAAAGAACUAUAUAUUUCUAAGAUGUUCUUUUGUGGCUCUUUUAUUAUUGUUUAUUCAAUUCCUAUACCAUCCUUCAUCUGAGGAUCACAGGGUGGUUUACGAUAAAAACAUACAUAAUAUAAUAACAAACAAAAGCAAUACUCUUUCCCCUCCCCAGUUUAAAAAGCCAUAGAUUGUUUAAUUGGCCAAGGGCCUGAGCAAAGAGGGAAUGUUUUCAUCUGGUUCCUAAAAAAGCAUCAUGAAGGUCCCAAGCGAGCCUCCCUGGGGAAGAGCAUUCAACAAACAUAGAGCGACCUUAUAUUUGCUGUCACAGUUCAAAUAAAAAAUUGUAGCAAGUCCUGGUAGGAAUCUUUCUCCAUUUGAAACACCUUACAACACAACCCUAUGCAUGCAUACUCAAAAGUACAGUAAAUCCCACUGAGAACUGACAGGUAAUUGUUUGUAGGAUUUCAGCAGCACUAAAUCUGAACUCAACCCAGGCUAUCUUGGGCAUCCAUCAGUUCAAUAGGCACACAGUUGCUGCCCUGGACUUCCAUAGGGGGAAGGGUGUAAUAAAAUUUUUAAAAAUAAGCAAAAUGUAAUACAGUUCAGAAAAUAUCUACAUCAGAAAUUCAGAAUUAUUUUCAGGAAUUGAUUUUGAAAGAACUCUCCGUUUGUUUGUUGAUUAAAUCUUUGUAGGAAAUUUAAAUACAUUCUCACACUUUCUUAAGGUGGCUAGGUAAUGCAGCAAGCAUUUUUAAGAAGCCCUCAUGUCAAAACUAUUUCAAAACCAAAUUGUUUUGAAAUCUCGCUUUAAUUGUGCAAGAAAUAAACAAGUUAUUGCUUUGUGCACUUAAUUCUUUUCUUUCUCUUUUCUUUGCACAGAAAUCCUACUCAAUGCCUAUUGGCAUUGAAUUUCAGAGAAGAUAUGCAACUAUUGUCUUAGAUCUUGAACAGCUGAACAAGGAUCUAAACAAAGUUUUACAUAAAGUUCAACAGUAUUGUUAUGAGGUAAAAUGCUGCUAUUCUAUCUUUCCCAAAUAAAGAGGGUUAUAGCCAUUGGAAGAACCCAUAGCAGCCUCAGAAACUGAUAUAGUUCAGUUGUAAAGCCUCAGUUCUGCAUGAAGAGUGUCCCUGGUUCAAUUCCUGGCAUUUCUGGGGAAGACUGUGAAUAUCUCCUGUUUUGAAUCUUGGAAAGCUGCCGCAGCAUGACUGCAAAAGGAUAAGCGUGUCUCUGAGCACAUGCAGAAUUCAUUUCACCGUGUCCUCUGCCAACAUCUGCAACUAGGAGUAAAGAAAGGAGGCUUAAACCCCAGAACUUAUCUCUCAUUACUGAAAAUUAGUGUUACGUUGCACAGGGCUAAAUAAUUAAGGCACCAUAUUAGUAACACAAUAUCACUACUGAAAAAGGAAUGGAAGCUAAAGAAAUAUGAACCAAACAUAAGCCCUACUCUCGAGGCCAAGUGAAGAGCAGAGUGCCCUUCUCACUACACAAAUACCGACCUAGUAUAAUGCAAUCAAUAUCUAGGUAACUAGUGUUGUUAUUGCAUUUAUAUCUCCUCUUUUCUCCAAGUUCCUCAAGGUGACAUAUACACUUCCCUCCUCCAUUUUAUUGUCACAUCAACCCUGUGAGGUAUGUUAAACUGAGAGAUAGUGACUGGCCCAAGAUAACCCACUGGGUGUCAUGGCUGAGUAGCGAUUUGAACCCUGGUCUCCCAGGUCUAAGUCCCACACUGACCACUACACUACGCUGCCAUGACUUGCAGGCAUAGGGAACUGUUCUCUUUCAUAUUAGUAAUUAAGGCAUUGUUUCGUACAGUGCCACUCUCCAGUGGGUAGCCCAGGGGUUGUCAACUGGUUCCCUACCACCCACUAGUGGGUGCUUCAGGAUUCUAGGUGGGCGGUAGGGGGUUCUACGGCACAGGCUGAAUCCUCGUUCCAUCAAGCACUGCUGGGCGGUAAGGAAAUUUUACCAUCAAGAAAGAUGCAUUAGUGGGCGGUAGGUAUAAAAAGGUUGACCACCACUGGGGUAGACGGUGUUAGAAACUGAGAUAUGAAAGCUAGGAGCUAAAUGGGACCGUAAACCUUGGUUAUGGGUGCAACAACGGAAUGUCUAGGCACGCUCUUUUAUAACAAGAAUACAAAGCUGAAAAUGAAUGAACUGCAGCUAAAAUCUUAUGUUCAAUUUUCACAUGGUCUAGUCGUCCCCCUGCCCACUCCCCUAAUAUUCUUAAGAGGGUCUCUUCAACUGUGGCAGUUUUAAUCUGAAAUAUUAGGCACAGUACUGCGCCCAGAGCUCAGAAACUGCUCACGCUAAUGAAAUUCCCUGUCGCAAAAUGCGCUUAGAACAAUGGGAGCUUCAAAUACUACAGGCCUUAUGCUCUCCACCAUCUGUAAUAUUUUUUGAGAAAAGAAUGGAGGGGGGAUUAAUAUGGUAAUAAUUGAAUCACUUCUGCCUGGAUAUCUGUUGGUAUAUGAUUCUAGAGAUUUCAUUACUUUCUCUAGCAAAAGGAGGCCACUGCAAAGAAAGAGAGCAGUAUUGGCGCACUCAGCAGAAGCCUUACAUUUGCAGAGGUCUUUAGUAGAAACUUGAGAGAGAGAAAACCAAAACUCACAAACAGUCCAAUGAGGAUUGAGCAUGUUCAGUAACCACAGAAUACUGAGUGUCAAUUGGGGGAAUAGAACACGGAAUCAUAGAAGAGGAGGGCAUGGUCAUAUGAAACUAAGGACAUUUCUUGCUGCAACAUUUACUUUUUGCAGUUCCCAUUUCUGCGUGCGUGUGUGUGUGUGUGUGUGUGAGAGAGAGAGAGAGAGACUCUUCCAAUUCACCUUGACUGAUAUUGCUUCAACUGUUUAGAAGCCUCUUCACAUAUUUUCUACAUAACUGAAUGAAAUACUUAACUGAUAUACAUAUGCAAGAGAAUGAGGUAGUAAGUCUCUGAUAUGGUAGAAUGGACAGUAGCAACUGAAAUUGCAGGUGAAGGAUGCUAUUUAAUUGCUUCCCCACAAAUAAAAAGCUAGUAUAUCAGCGAGAGAGCUCUUAUUCCAGCCCACUCUAUGCUAGUUUUCUGCUUGAAGGGAUUUUUAAAGUGUAGGGGUCAUUAAAAAUUGCAUCCCAUAUCUGCAGUCUGAAGCGUUGGACACUAUUCUAUUAGUUUUAUACACUACCAUUUUCUGCUACUGUCCCUAAUGGAGUGGUGGUGUUUUUAAAAUGUUCAAAUGCAAAACUUGUUCAGUCAGAUACUGUUACAUUAGAUAGCAUAACCUCUCAGUUUUAAACAGAAUAUAAGUCAGCGAUAAUGUUAGAAUAUAGAACCUGGAUGAACUCUUGGCAGAUGAAAUCUAAUUUGAUCUAUGUUCAUUUUAUCUCCCAGCUUGCCCCAGAUCAGGGUCUACAGCCUGCAGACCAUCCCACAGAUCUGAGACGGAGAUGUGAAGAAGAAGCUCAGGAAAUUGUCAGACAGUCAAAUACAUCAACAACAGGACAGCCGUGUGUUCAGAAUGAAAACCUGACAGAUUUGAUUGCUAGGCUUACAGCAAUAUUACUGCAGAUUAAGGUAAAUGGUACUGAGAGAAUGAAAAUGCAUACUGUAAUAUGCUCACUCCCCCUGUCCUUGUCCCCGAUGCUGAAACAGUAAUGCUGGCCUCAGAAAAGUGUGGAAGUCUGCUACCCUUAAUAACUAACUUCCCCCAUACAUACCACCCCAGCAAUUUUCAGAGGGACUUGGAUUGUCAUUACAUUUCCUUCUCAGAACCUAGUCUGUAGUGCUCCCUUACUGUUUAUGCACCCUCUGAGGACCUCAUCAAUGUCCACUAACCUCCUUUAGUCUCCCACGCCACACAAGCAGGAUGCACAAAGUGGCAGAGCAGUUUCCACAGUUUUUGGAUUUUGUAAACAGCUGUAACAUGUAUUAGCUCCUGAACCUCUAUUUUUUAAAAUUUCUUUUCUUCUAGUGUCUAGCAGAAGGAGGCGAUCUAAACUCCUUUGAGUUUAAGUCUUUAACAGAUUCAUUAAACGACAUCAAAAAUUCCAUAGAUUCCACCAACAUCAGGUAAUAUCUUGUAGUGUUUUAUUUAUUGGUGUGCUUAUUUAUAUUUAUACAUCUGCCUUUUAAAAGGGGGGGCAGAGCCCAGGGGUAGCUUAUAAUACAAGCUUUCUGUAACAACAUUAUAACAAUAAUUAGAAAAAAUAAUUUAAAACAGCAGCAAGAGUUUAAAAACAUUUAUAUCCCCAAAGCCAGGACAGAUUUAAAAAAAAGUCCUGAACACACUCAAUGUUGGGGGCGGUGAGAUCUCACUGUAGCAGGGGCAGUAGAAUACGUUGGAGGGGGGUGUAUACUGAAAGACUGUAAUACAUUCAGUAUGUUGAACAUUUCAGAGAUGCUGACAAACGAAAACUUUUUCUUUCUUUAGUUGUUUUCAAAAUAACGUUGAGAUCCACGUUGCACACAUCCAGAGUGGCCUCAGCCAGAUGGGAAAUCUACAUGCCUUUGCUGCAAAUAACACCAACAGAGACUGAAAGAAACGUUCACCUUCGUCCAAGUGUACAGAAUGUAGUUAUGAAAAAGCCUUCUUAUAUAAGCUUCACCAAAUAUCCUAACUGCUAGAAGAAAUAGGAAAAGAGGAUAUUUUGAGAUCCAUUGUACUGCUUCUGAAGAAACCAGCAUAAAAUUACCAGCAUUGCUAUAGACUUCAUCACUUGCUAUGCACAUACAGUAUCUUGUUUAACAGCUAACCUUUAGUUAUAAAAGUACAUAGGUAUGUUGUUUUUGAACUGAAAGUUAUACAGACCUGUUUUCUUAUAAUGUGAAGCAAGAAUACUUUUCUUUUAAAUUUAUUUGCAACUAUUCUGUCAACUAUUGAGAGCUGUUUUGAAGAAGGAAGUGACACAGAGGUUGCAUAGCAAUCUCUUCUUGAAAGCCUAGUACUUGUGUCUCACUGCCUUUUGAUUUUAGUUUCUGAAGAGUACUGUGAUUGGUAAAAAGCAGUGUGUAUUCCUGUUUUCGCAAAGUGGCAGCAGGAUAUGCAAAGGAAUGGGAGUGGGUAGGUAGCUAUUGUACACUUGUGGAUACUGGGAAUCCCUGUAAAUCAAUUAAUAUCGUUUGAAUGUCUUUAUUUAUCAUAACUUAUAAAAGUAAUCUAAUGAAGGAGUAGAAAAGGACUGCUGAAUUCCCAGAAAUUGAUAUGACUUGCUUUUCCCCCUCCAUAAUGGGCAAAGUGUUCUAGUUAAGGUAUUUCACACAAAUAACUGGUAAUAUUUUUCCAUUGAUUUGUUGCACAAACUUAAACUAGAUACCUGCUUAUCAAGCAAUUAACAGAGUUCAUGAUGCAGUUGGAUAGCCAGUCCCCUGAACUGCCUAAAUAAAAAUAAAAAGCAAAGAUCUGAGGAGUACACAGAAGUAUCAAUCUUGUAAAAAGGGUGUAUUGAGUUGUUUAUUUAGAAUAGACUUGUAAAGCUUCAGUGUAAUAAAUUGUUUCCAGAUUUGAAUUUUUAGAUAGCUGUAGCAAUGUUUUGAUUCUUUCAUGCCUCAUAAAAUGAGGUCUUUUGUAUGUUAAUGUAAAAAGAAAAUGUAAACAAUUAUUUUCAAUUUAAAAUUUUGUAUAGUUUUAAAAAUGCUUCUGUAUUCUGUGUGUGUAUUUGUGCUGCUUCAAAACUUAACUGCAGAGUCUAUAUUUAGCAAAACCUGUUCUUUUAAGAAAUGCAUAAAUCUUUUAUUCUCAUUGAGUUAUGUAAGUUGUAAUGUUUUACUAAAAUUGCGAAACAUGAGCAUUAGGCCUGAAAUAGUUUUAAAACGUUUAGUUAAUAUAUUUUCAGAAAUU
Molecule: messenger RNA, 28157 nt
Organism: Podarcis lilfordi (Lilford's wall lizard)
Lineage: Eukaryota; Metazoa; Chordata; Lepidosauria; Squamata; Lacertidae
Source: the annotation of a GenBank genome assembly